UUGAGGCACCGAACAACCCAAAAAGGACAAACCGUCGUCAAUAUUUAACCAGGCGGUUCAGACAUUAACGAGAACCACAGUCCAAAUACACCGAUAAGAAGAAGAACAAGAACCAGUACAGUACUCCUGUAGUACCGUAGCAGUAGUAGUAGUAGUAGUCAUCGUAGUAGUUAACUAGCAGUACAGAAGCGGCUGUCGUCAUGUUGAGUUACGGGGCCCGGAGAAUCUCGUCCCGCUGGCUAACAGCAUGCCUCGGUCGCGGAGGAUCCUGGCCGAGCGGGGCCCGCGGCCUGAGCUCGGCCGGCGUGCGGCUUGACCUGAGCGGGGUGUACCCUCCCAUCGUGACCCCCUUCACCGAGCGGGAGGACGUCGACUACGACAACCUGGAGCACAACCUGCACAAGUACGCGAAGAUUCCCUUUAAAGGUCUGGUGGUGCAGGGCUCCAAUGGCGAGUACCCUUACCUGACGGAGGAGGAGCGCGUGGAGGUGGUGAAGAGGGUCCGACGCUCGAUGCCCGCAAACAAGCUGCUCAUUGCCGGGUCCGGCUGCGAGUCCACUAGAGCCACACUGGAGCUGACGGCCAAGAUGUCAGCAGCCGGCGCCGACGCCGUCCUGGUCGUGACGCCGUGCUUCUACAAAGGCAAGAUGGACUCUCAAGCCCUGCUGCAGCACUUCAAUAAGGUGGCGGACGACAGCGCGGUUCCGGUGAUCCUUUACAGCGUCCCGGCCAACACAGGCCUGGAGCUGCCGCUGGACGCAGUUGUGCGUCUGUCCGAACAUCCGAACAUCGUAGGACUCAAGGACAGCGGCGGAGACAUCACCAGGAUGGGCCUGAUGAUCCACAAAACCAAAGGUCAGGACUUCCAGGUUCUGGCAGGCUCGGCCGGCUUCCUCAUGGCCGCCUACUGCGUUGGUGCAGUGGGCGGAGUCUGCGCACUGGCUAACGUUCUGGGUGUGCCGCUAUGCGACUUGGAGCGUUUGUGCAUGUCGGGUCACUGGGACCAAGCCCGAGAGCUGCAGCGGCGACUCAUCGAACCCAACGCCGCUGUAACCAGGAGGCUGGGUGUGCCCGCCCUCAAGCAGGCCAUGGAUUGGUUUGGCUUCCACGGUGGCGUCUGUCGUUCGCCUCUUCGGCCACUCGAACCCGAACAGAUGCAACAACUCCGACAAGACUUCGCCUCUAAUGGAUGGCUCUGAAUGCAAAUGUUUGGGUUCAUUAAAUACAAAAAGCACAACAAUAAACCUACGCUACUCACAAAUGUUUGUCAACGGCAAAAUUUUAACAGGACGUUCGAGACUGGAAGAGUCACAGAAAGGUAUAUUUGUGUAAAUCCUUGGAAUUAAAAACAAACAAACAUGAAUUUUUCUGUUCAGCUAAGGUAGAGAAGAGGACGCUAUGCAAAAAGUACUGAAACGCUCAACAGUUGGACAUGUGCAUUCAAAGGUUCAGAGAAGUUCAAAUUA
This is a messenger RNA of Phycodurus eques (leafy seadragon), 1466 nucleotides long. RefSeq names its product 4-hydroxy-2-oxoglutarate aldolase 1 (gene hoga1). The coding region runs from base 201 to 1199 and encodes 332 amino acids. The transcript has 7 exons. The record is from RefSeq and is a predicted model, not a curated record. Lineage: Eukaryota; Metazoa; Chordata; Actinopteri; Syngnathiformes; Syngnathidae. Gene Ontology annotation, molecular function: N-acetylneuraminate lyase activity; 4-hydroxy-tetrahydrodipicolinate synthase activity. Gene Ontology annotation, biological process: N-acetylneuraminate catabolic process.